AUGUCGUCCAAUUUUCUAAGCCGUUAUAUCCGUCUUAGAGCGCCCCGCUUGCGCCUUUUCAACGGCUGUAGUCCGACAGAAAUCACCAUUAGCAACUGCUUCGGUGAGGAUGAGCUGAGCCCGUCAGCGCCGCGUGACACUCGAAACCCGACCAUUGGCAAGUCACUGCCCAACUACUCUACUUGCAUCCUCGAUGAGAACUUGAAGCCAGUUGCAGUCGGAUUUCCAGGAGAGAUUUGCGUAAGUGGUCUUGUCGUGGCCCAGGGAUUCGUCGAUCGCGAUGAGCUCACCACUGCAAAAUUCCCGCCUGAUCCUUAUGGCCCUGGACGCUUGUAUCGAACGGGAGACAAGGCCAGUUUCUUCCUGAUGGCUGCUUCGUCUUCCUUGGCCGUAUCGCCGAAGGGGGCAGGACUCGUCUGA
This is a messenger RNA of Trichoderma aggressivum f. europaeum, 420 nucleotides long. RefSeq lists its product as uncharacterized. Gene Ontology annotation, biological process: secondary metabolite biosynthetic process; amino acid activation for nonribosomal peptide biosynthetic process. The record is from RefSeq and is a predicted model, not a curated record. Gene Ontology annotation, cellular component: cytoplasm. Gene Ontology annotation, molecular function: phosphopantetheine binding. NCBI's taxonomy places the organism in Eukaryota, Fungi, Ascomycota, Sordariomycetes, Hypocreales, Hypocreaceae. Bases 1 to 420 code for a protein of 139 amino acids. The transcript has a single exon.